Molecule: messenger RNA, 363 nt
Organism: Symbiodinium pilosum
Lineage: Eukaryota; Dinophyceae; Suessiales; Symbiodiniaceae
Source: the annotation of a GenBank genome assembly
AUGAAUGAGGCCCCUCAGAAGCUCUUUUGCAAGGAGGUCUAUAAAACUCCUGGAUUCGACACUGCUCCAUGCGCGGCAGAGCUCGGAUGCAAGCAUUCCGGCAGGCGGUCGACGCCCAUGGGUGAGACCGUCCCGCCACCGGAGCAAGUAUCCGAACAUGUUCACCCGACCUCAUCAGCAACGGCAUGCCACAAUCUUCCUAUGGGAGAUAGAUUCAUCGAGCUGGGAGGGUUUCGCCUGGCCGCCAUUGACGACACACAUUUCUCCAUUUCGCACAGGAAUGGCAUGACUGCGCAAAUCUUCCGAUCCGACGGCCAUGUUGCCAAUGGUCCGCGCACGGACUUUGGUUCUUUCGACAGGUAG